Molecule: messenger RNA, 2103 nt
Organism: Fraxinus pennsylvanica
Lineage: Eukaryota; Viridiplantae; Streptophyta; Magnoliopsida; Lamiales; Oleaceae
Source: the annotation of a GenBank genome assembly
AUGGAAAAUAAUUCUUUUGAAAUCUCACCUCCAAAUUCUCUUGAUUCCUCCAAAACCCUAGAUGGUCAAACUCUGGCUUCUUGCUCCAAACUCGAAAAUUCAUCCACGUGGGGCAUUGAAGCAUUGCAGGAUGAUUCUGACGUACGAGACGCAGUUUUCUAUACGGAUGAAGAGAACGAGGAGAAAGGGUGUGAAAUUAGAGACGAUGGACCCUCGAAUUUGUCACCGAUAGCUGGGCCAUGCUCCAAAAAUAUUGAUUUUGACGGAGAACCUUUGGCUUUGAAUGCUAAACCCUCCGCCUCAGACUGGGGUGAAAGGCAUCCACAGAAAACACCAGUGGAAAUUGAACCCGAUCCACCUGUUUUGACUAUGCUAUUGGAAGAUGUCAAGCCUGUUAUAUUGGGAGGAGGGUUAGAAAAUUUGGGCAACACGUGCUUUAUGAAUGCAGUGUUACAAUGCUUUAUACACACCGUGCCACUUCUUCAAGGCCUUUUUAACUCUUCCCAUUCGACUGCUUGUCAUUUUAACAGUGAAGGGUUCUGUGUUCUCUGUGAUCUGCGUGAGCUUGUUGAACUUGCAUUGAUUUCUGCUACCGGAGUUGUCUCCCCUUGGAAGCUUGUCAACAAUUUGAGCUAUUUUUCUUCAAGUUUCCGAAGGUUUCAACAGGAAGAUGCACAUGAAUUUCUACAGUGCUUUUUGGAUAGACUUGAAAGUUCUGAAAAUUUGAAGCCAAAUGAAGCAGUGUCUUCACGGAAUGACAACUUUGUGAAGCGGGUUUUUGGAGGUCGUCUUGUCAGCAAACUGAAGUGUUGCAACUGUGGUCACUCUUCUGAUACUUAUGAGCCUUCAAUCGACCUGAGUUUGGAGAUUGGGGAUGCUGACACGCUAUUAAUAGCUUUACAAUCCUUCACAAAGGUUGAAAAAAUUGAAGAUCCAGAGACAAAGUUUACGUGUGAAGAGUGUAAGGAGCAAGUAUCAGUUGAGAAACAACUUGUGUUAGACCAUGCACCUUCAAUAGCUGCAUUUCACUUGAAGAGAUUCAAAAGUGAUGGUAGAUAUGUUGAGAAGAUUGACAAGCAUGUAGCAUUUCCAUUAGAGUUGGAUCUGCUACCUUUCACUUGUGGUGACAAAACAAAUGCAGAACUCAAGUAUGAACUUUAUGCUGUUGUGGUGCAUGUUGGAUUCACAUCUACUUCGGGCCACUUCUAUUGCUUUAUUCGUGUAUUGCCUGAUAUGUGGUGCAAGUUUGAUGAUUCAAAGGUCAUUUGGGUUCAUGAACAGUUUGUGCUGUCACAGGAGGCAUACAUUCUUUUUUAUGCAAAACAGGGCACAGCCUGGUUUUCAAAUUUAAUUGAAUCUCAAAAACGAGGCAGUGACUCAACUAUAUUGAACACCUCUCCCAAAUCAGUGUUGGAUAAUGCAGACAUCCAUGCAUCUCCUCUUGUGCAAAAUAAUAAUGGUUCUGAUGUCCAUGGAAGCAAUGACAUUUCUGAUGAAUCUCUUACAGAGGAUUGUAGUGAACAAAAACAUAGUGGAGUUGAGAACAUGGAAAUUAAAGAUAAUAGGUCGAAAACAAUACGUGAUUUGCCCAAAGAGUCUACUUCUUUGCCAACAGUAGCAAAUAAUUCAUCUGAUGUACUUUCACAUGAAGCUCACAAAGUAAUUUCUUCAAGUUCACUACAAAAAGUUAUCAUUGACGUUGAGGUUGGUGCGGUUGGAAAUAAUCCAAAUAUUACUCCUCAAACACCUCAGAGAUGUUCAAGUCCAGAGAUACACGGAGAAGAGCAACCAGAUGCUGGUUUCUCUAUUCUGCGUGAUCAUCUGAGAUUGGUGGAUGGUAUAUCUUGCAAGAGGAAAUUGGAGAAGGAUCUGGAAACAAAUCAGGCCUGUUCAUUCAUAAGGAAAAGCAUUCCGGGUGCCAGAGGUCAGCAGUUAAUGGCUACAUUGAAUUUGAGGGGGUCACGCAGUGAAGGUGCUGUGAAUAAGAAAAGAAAAAGAAUCUUAUCUCCAAAUAGAGGUAAAAGUGCUACGACUACUCACCAUAGGUCGAUCAUUGCAGCUAAAAUGCGUCGUUUGAUUGGUGUAGCUUUUAGGUUAAGGUGA